AUGGUUCUGUCUCGUUGCACUCGCUGCAACAUCUUCAAGCUGGCUUAUUCGAAGACACACGGUGUUUUGUUCGACCCAGAUUUCCAAACGCCUCUUAUCUUAGGCGAGUCAUUGGAUUUCUCGGAUUCUGAGGAAUCGCAGUUUGUCGGUGCGUUUUCAGACGGCCUGUGGGCCAAGUCUGAGUCUAUUCUGUCUAUGUCUGGUUUCCAGAAGCCCGCUGCUGGCUCUGUACUUGAUUACGCCUCCACGCGGUCUUUGCAUGAUGCUAGUUCGUUCUCAGCCUACGGUCAAUCCCCAUACGUACCUACCUCACUUGUUCCUUCGCCCAUGGCCGACCAGGCUAGUCAAAUUUCGGACUGUGUUCCCUACAUGCCCGGAAACGAGUAUGGCAGCUCGUACGAGGAGUCACAGUCUCCGCUAAUGAAUGCACGUUCCCGACAAAUCCCCGAGAUUUACUCAUAUAGUCCCCAACGCGGAUGCGAGGGUACUCGGGUGGUUGUGGAGAUCCAGUCGCCUUAUGAUUUGCACAGCUCCGCAUAUGGAACUGUCUACGUGGUGUUUGGCUCCCAAAAGUGCGAAUGUCUCCCCAACUUCUUGGGUUUCGAGGGUUCAAACUUCCGAUAUGCCUUGGCCGCCGAUGCCCCUCAGUUCAUCUCUACUGCUUCACCUUCCUUUGCUGUCCCUGUGCAGGUGGUGAUGGAAGGUCAGAGUGACUGCCCGCCAGCAACUCUCCAAGUGGGUGUUUACACCUACGAGCAUGUGCCCCAGUCAGUGCCAUCGACCAGCUCGCACAAGCGCAAGUUCUCUUCCUACUCCGACCACCCUAUUGCUGCGUCUGUGAAGCGCUCGACUGGACCUAUCAUUCCCAAGAUCGAGCCUCAAGAUAACUACUCCUACCGUGAUACCCAGAGCCACAAUCACACCCGCUCCUCCUCCUUCUCGCCAUACGUGCAGUCUCUGCCUGCCAUCCCCGGCUUCGUCGGCUCUUACCAUGGUGUCUCUUCCCCUCGCACUGGCACGGCCCAAUACCCUACCGUGUCUGCCACCCCCCAGUCUGUGCUCCGUGCUCCGUCCCCUCUCACCCCGGCUUGGAGCCCCUCUUUCGUCUCCCUAGGUCACGAUGGUCGCAGCUCUAGCAUGGCUAUUCCCCAUACCAUGACACAAAGGAGAGGACCUUCCCCUGCAGGUAGCGCCACCCCACAGUUGAUCCGUACAUCGACUUUGCAGCAGUCAUCUGGCGUCGGUCACAGUUCAGGUUUCAACCCUUGGGGCAUGGGAAUGUAUCCCAACAAGGCCAACCUCAAACUGAGUGGUGACCUGGACUCCAUGGCUCAUGGUUGGAGCAAGGACGAGCAGACUGCUCAACGCCGCCUGGUGCAGUUCGGGCGCACCCAAACCGGAAGCACCAUUCACGCCGACUUCAAGCCUGUCACUCCCGAGGAGCGCAUACCCAACAGCAUCUGCAUUAGUUGCAUUUCCUGGGAGGGCAAGGAUGAGUGCUACGUUACCAGCGUGGAUACCAUCUACCUGCUCGAGUCUUUGGUCAACGUCCGAUUCACAGUUGAGGAGAAGAACCGCAUUCGUCGCAACUUGGAAGGAUUCCGUCCCCUCACCGUCUCAAAGGCCAAGGCCGACAGUGAAGAGUUCUUCAAGGUCAUCAUGGGCUUCCCCGCGCCGAAGCCUCGCAACAUUGAGAAGGACGUCAAGGUCUUCCCUUGGAGAAUUCUCAGCCUUGCCCUGAAGAAGAUCAUUGGCAAAUACUCCGCGAGCUAUUCUUCCACCGCAGGCAUCAUCCAGACACCCGCGACCAACUACGCUAGCCACGGCACUGGCUCCGACUCCGGCACCGAGCCUCACACUGCUCCCUCCCCUCACUCGGUCUCAGAUUCCGGCCCUGUCAAUCACUAUGCUCCCGCCAUGAGUGCCCCGGUCUACUCCACACAACCAGACCACUGUGCCUCAUUGACAGCAGCCCCCGAUCUCCGGUCCGUGAUGCCCACCGUCACUCAACCGUACACAACAAUGGGCAUGGCCGGAUACUCCUAUCCAGCCAUCUGCCAGCCCCAUAGCACCCACGGCCUGGUCGCUCCCACCCCCCGAUCAGCAUGGGAAAUGCACGGCCUCGGAGCUCCUCCCCCCUCCACCGCUGCAUCGGCUGGCGCCUGCUACACCUACAUGGACCCCGUGUACCACCCCCUACACGACACCACCGCCCCCGGUCCAUGA
Molecule: messenger RNA, 2226 nt
Organism: Penicillium verhagenii
Lineage: Eukaryota; Fungi; Ascomycota; Eurotiomycetes; Eurotiales; Aspergillaceae
Gene: medA
Product: transcriptional regulator medA
Exons: 5
Coding region: 1-2226 (741 amino acids)
Cellular component (GO): nucleus
Source: RefSeq, a predicted model, not a curated record